AUGUUGUAAGUUUAUUUAGUUAGAUAUGAUUGUUUAAAAAUACAAUAACUCAUACCAAGUAGAAUAUUUUGUAUCAUCUUUUACUCUAUUUGUAUCAUAGAUUUUAUACUCCUGCUAUUUUCUUGCUCAUUUUUUAUAAUCCCAUACUAAUAGCAAGAAUUUGAAUAAUAAUACAUAAUUGAAAAAGUAUUCCUUCAUCUAAAAAUAGGAAACUUCAGAUUGGGAACUUGAUUUAAUUGAGAAAGGCUUUUAAUAAUUUAAUAUCGAAGGUUAAUUGAAUACUUAAAAAUUUCUAUUUAAGCAAGUUCACAAGGAUCCAUAUUUACUAUUGAAUUACACAACCUUAUUUCUAAAAACUGGGUUUCAUGAAUAUUUUGGAUACAUCAAUUAUUAAAUAGCAUAGCUUACAAAUUCAAAGAAAUUGUGCUUACAACUAAUGUAUAAUAAGAAAUUCAAAUAAAAUAUGAUACAAGAACUACCAUCAUGUAAUGAUAAUUUUGGUAUUAUAAUAAUACCUUGGUUUUGGAAAGGAGAGAAAAUACAAUUUUUAGUGGAAAUGUGUCUAAAGGUGUCAGUAAAAGAUAAUUAAUUGUAUUAUUAAGGUGGAUGUUAUAACAAUGGUUUAGUUUACAAGGAAUUGGGUUAGGAAGAACUUUAAACGUUUGAGAAUCUAUCAAUAUACAUUCGACAUGUGAAUGAUCCAUAUAUAAGGGGAGUGGAAUAUUCACAUAAUUAUGCAAAACCUAAAUAAGAUAAUCAUAAUCAAUUUCCAAAAUUUAUUUAUUAUUGUUUUUUAUUUGGAUGUGCAGGAAUAAUUUACAUAAUAUUUAUAUACUUAAUUUUGACUUUAAGGAGGAAUAGCGAGAAAACGCAAUUUGUAUGAGG
Paramecium sonneborni is the source of this 885-nucleotide messenger RNA. The record is from the annotation of a GenBank genome assembly. NCBI's taxonomy places the organism in Eukaryota, Ciliophora, Oligohymenophorea, Peniculida, Parameciidae.